CACCUCUCCAUUGGUUGGUCUCCAUUGAUUACUGGUGGUUAGGGAAGUGAGUGUUGGAGGAAGGACAUCCACAAAUAUAUUUUUAUAAUAGUUUUGUUUUCAUUGACUUACCUUUUAGUUUCACAAAUCAAAAGAACUAUUGAAAUUUUAAUAUUUUAUUUUGAUUUAUUCCAUUCAUCCAUGUGAAAUUGUUGCUGACAAAAUGUUGUCGUCAGCUUUUUUGUUAGUCUAGUAAGCUUGUUAAUUGACACCGUUAAAGUAACGAUGGAAUUGGCUAUUAUGUGUAUUUCGUAAAAAGUGACUAUUAUUGUCACAAACGCUAAAGUUUUGGCUACACAAAUGUAUUUUGCCUUACAAAAAUGGACAUAUUUGAUUUUAGCCCAAAUUUCUAACCUAAACCUCAAAUGAAGAAUGUGCCAAUAUCGAAUUUUGCUACCCGUUGCCGCUGCUAUGUUGCGAGCUUGAUGGGGAGGACAAAGAACAAAAGCGUCCACCAGUUGUUGUCAUCACUGACUCCAGGGUGUAGUCGUCGUCAGAAGAAGGAAACUCUGACGUUGCCCACAUCGAUCGGGAUGAGUAAGAAAAGGGGAGGAGAAGAGAGUUGUCGUGUCGGCCUCUCCUGCCGGUUAGGCAGGGCAUACACUAAACCAUUGAUCGGGACGAGCGUGCCACCCGCCUGGUCGUAGAUCAUCUCGAAUAGGUCACCCGCCUUGUCACAACUUCUCCUUCAUCCUCGACUCGGCGACAAGGCGAUGGUUGGUUGCGCAGAAAGCUAUGGAGCUCGGACGGAUCUAGGUCCUGCGUGAGUUUGCACAGAGACGACCUCUGUUUAUUGGAGGGGAAAAGGAAUGGAAACGGGAAGAGAGUUAAACGGGUGGGUUAUAGGGUUUAGGUUAAAUUGGGAUAAAAUCGUAUGUUUGGGUAAUUCUAUGGCAAACAAUUAAAAUAGUUAGGGCGUUAAAUGGAAGUUCAGCCACAUGUCACAUGUUCAACCCUAAGCACCAACUCAAAAAAAAAAAGGAAGUAAAAGAAUGUGUAUAUCUAUUUCACUGGUAAUAGAUGAUUGGUUUGCUUAACUUUGGGGUGAAGGUAUAUGCUAAAGGAACCUAAUUAUUUCGAUAUUGGAGCUUUGUUAAUUUUGUAGUGGCGAUCCCAUAAAUCCUAGCUCUAGGGUUCACAUGCAUCUUGCCGGGGAGGUGGAAUCCCUAUGAAGUCAUCGACAACCAAAGAUAAACUCGGGACUUUACUGACCACCCUCGGAAACCUCGUCCCCCUAACCGCAAACAAGAUCGUGAAACCCAACAGGGAAAAAUGCAGGCAAAGCCCAUAAUGAACAAUCCCCUAUUUGGAGUGUAUGUAACAAUGGAGGAGGAACAUGGAUGCCUCAAGGAAAGCUCUCCCAACGUAGCACCGCCGAGCUCAUCUGGUUUGUUGGCAAAUUCUGCCUGGACCAAGAAACAAAAAGUGCUAUUUAGUGUCCUUCUUUCCCAAGACGUGUGGCACGUUGAGAAAUCUGACUCUAAAGACUUUGCGGCAGCAGUAUGUGAAGCGAACAUGGACGAUGAAGUGCCAGAGGAUGAUGAUAUCUGUUUCCUGACCAUUCCAUUCAAAUCGAUGGAGAAGCAACGCUUUCAUCAUAACUGGUGCCCAACCUUGAUUGUAAAGGUGUUUGGUCGGACAUUUCCUUUUUGAAUUAUCUUUCGUAGAUUGGAAUCCCUCUCGGCGGAGCAUGGUUACUGGUAGAUAUUGAGUAUAUUGUAUGUUUGCUACAUUGUUCGCUUUAUCAACCAGUUUGAUAUACUAACAGCGGCAACUGGGGUCGUGGAAGAUCGAAGAGCAUUACUUGACAGUUCUCCACUACCGCCGGGGGUUUGAUCCCCAAACAUCUACAGUGGUUUCCAUGCUAGUAUGGUCCCAGAUCUCAAAUUUGACCCUUGAUUUCUUUGAAAGGGUAGUGGUGCUUCGCAUUGUUAGCUAAAUCGGGAGGGCGGUAAAAGUGGACUGAGCCACGGAGACGGUAGAGAGGCUACAAUUUGUGUGUAUGUGUUGAGCUUGAUUUGAUGAAGCCUCUUCUUUCUCAAUACAAAGAUUGAAAUGUUCAACUAAUAUAUUGAAUAUGAAGGCCUCCAUAACAUUUGAGGUUAAUGUGGGAAGUCUGGCCGAAAGGUGGCUACUUGCACAUCACUGUUUGAGCUGCCCCAUCGACACCUACCUCAGAGGCCCCUACUACGCCAUGUGUUUAUGUGGCCACAACCACUGAGAAUAUCUAUGAUGAGUGGAUGGUAGUGAAAUCCAAAUUCAAAAAGCAAGCAAAACCAUGUAACCAAGGGAAAAACCAAUUGUUAGCUCGCAAUUGAUGGACUCUCGUUUCGUUGUGUCAGGCUUUUGGAAGUGGUGGGAAUGCUAUAAAUUAGGGCAAUAAUAGUAAAUUUAGAGCGAUAAUUAGUCAUUUUUUUUAUUCAAUUGCGUCAAACUUAUGAGAACUGCUGUCCGACAAUUAAGACAUCUUAGAAUCAAUGACUAAUUAAUAGUACAUUUGGUCCGGUGAUCCAAAUGUCAAUUUAAUAUAUUUUUCACUAUUUAUAAAAUUCAUGAGAUAAAACAACAAGCCACGUUAUAUUCGAUUCGAUAAUAAUUUGUUCAAAGUCAAACGUCCUUUUGGUCCCGUACAAACCUUUGCACACCUUAUAAAUAUAUGAUGAUACAUUGAACUAAAUUUAAUGGCAUGAGAUCUAAUUUAUCCGUCAAAUUAGGGAUGAAAAUCUAGACCAAAUCGUAUGGGGAACCAUGGUCUAGACUUUAUCAUGUGGUUUGGCCUGGACCGCAAGAUCAGAACUAUGAUCUGGUCUGGUUUGUGGUCUCUUCCUUUAGUGUGUGGUCUGAAAUGGUCUAGACCGCGGUCUACCGCAGUAAACCGUAACAGACCUUGACAGUGACCCACUAACUCAGACCAAAAUAACACUAAAUUAAACCUCCAUUUCUAUAUUUGAAGAACAAAGUCAGUUGAUUCUUCAUCCAGUUGAGAGCCAACAGAUUGCCCAAAUGAUCGCUUAUGCGAUACCUCCUUAUCAAAGAACCACACAAAAACCAGAAAGAUUCAUAAAUAAUAUUUACUGACAUCU
This is a messenger RNA of Linum trigynum, 3122 nucleotides long. The record is from the annotation of a GenBank genome assembly. Lineage: Eukaryota; Viridiplantae; Streptophyta; Magnoliopsida; Malpighiales; Linaceae.